Messenger RNA from Hymenoscyphus albidus, 1961 nucleotides. Lineage: Eukaryota; Fungi; Ascomycota; Leotiomycetes; Helotiales; Helotiaceae. The record is from the annotation of a GenBank genome assembly.
CUUGCGCUUCCGGUAGUAUUGUGAAAACAGGCCCUCUCAUUGCAGGAUUCGGUGACUUUUGAAUGGGUCCGUACGUUCAAUUUCGACCUGUCAAACGAUCCCAGCCAUGAGAGAAAAUGGGACGGGAUAGUGAUUUGUGGAAGGAUUAGUACGAAUCUUUUGUGGCCCACCUUUUCCAACUAUUGAAAAAUAUAUAAGGAUCUCAUAGUUCCUCAAUUGAGAAUGAUAAAACCAUAUCUCAUCCUGCUCCACAAGCUUCAAGACCAUUUCAAAAACCCCACAAUGACGAAACUCCCAAUCAUGGCCAAGUCGUUAAUUGUACUCGUUCUUAUACCUGCAGUUCUCUCUUUACCAGCACCUCAGAUUGGUGACUUUGGAGAAAAUACAGGACCUGUAGGCGGGGUUGACCCUCCUACGCCAACAGUGACAGUAGAAUCGGGAUCUCUAUAUGGACCGUCAUCCUUACUUGGAGAACUCGCUUCACCUUCCCAAGUGAGCGGCGGAGAUUCGGCUAUAGUACAGGACUUUCAGCUUGUCAAUGGACAAGAAGCAGAUGCUGAUCUCGGUUUAUAUCUUGAUUUUGACAGUAUUGAGAAACCUCAACCGAUUCGAGGCACAUUUGGCCAAACCGACCCUGGUCCAAGUAAGUUGUCUUCUUAAUAGCAUUGUGUACUCAAAGCUCAGAACAUUUUAGGAACAUUCAACUACGACAGACUAAAUCCCGAUUCUUUUGCCCCUCCGGGGACAGAUUCAGGUGAUGUCCCUCAGGCAAAAUGGCCUCUUGGUCUCAGUAGCAAUCGUCUUGGGACGGGGAAGUUGUCUGGUUGGGCCCGUCAACAAAACGUCGACCAACUCCCGGCAGCAAAAGAAAUGGCAGGGGUAGAUAUGCGUCUCGCUCCUCAUGCAUACAGAGAGCUUCACUGGCACACAGCAAACGAAUGGGCCCUUAUGCUUAAAGGUUCUGUUCGUCUUAGUGCGGUUAAUGAGGAUGGGGAGACUUUCAAUGAUGGCAUCAGUGCUGGGGAUGUUUGGUUUUUCCCAGCAGGUAUACCUCAUUCCAUUCAAGCUCUUGAUGAAGGUUGCGAGUUCUUGAUUGUGUUCGAUGAUGGGUAAGUUCCUCCACUCCUGGUUUUCCGCUUCGAUUGGGGGAUGUAUACACUAAUGCUACCUAUAGCUCUUUCACAGAGGAUGGCACAUUUCUUGUGUCCGAAAUGUUCUUGAGAAAUCCUAAGGAGGUUUUGAGCAAGAACUUACAGACACCUGUUUCGGCUUUUGAUAAUCUUCCUAAAGACCAGCGUUAUAUAUUCCCCGGAACCCCUGCUCCCGCGAACUUCAGUGAACAAAAUGUUACGUCUCCAUACGGAGAACUUCCGGUCAAUGAGUCUUACACAUACCAUUGGUCGCAACAAGCUCCUUUGACUGUUCCAGGAGGAUCUGUCAAGAUAUUGGAUACAACCACAUUCCCCAUUGCAACCGAUUUAGCUGCAGCACUUGUCGUUGUUCAGCCUGGUGCAAUGAGAGAGUUGCACUGGCAUCUGACUAGUGAUGAAUGGAACUACUUCUUACAAGGAAGUGCUCGAAUCACAGUUUACGACGCUCCACAAUCUUCAAGGACCUUCGAUUUCACAGCAGGAGACGUAAGUAUCCAACAACAUUUUCCCCUAAAAAAUACUAGAAAGAACUGACACGUAGGGCCUAGGUUGGCUACAUACCUGCUUCCAAUUCUCACUACAUUGAGAACACGGGUGACACAGAUGUCAUAUUCCUCGAAGUAUUGAAGCAGGGAAAAUUCACGGAUAUCAGUGUUUCACAAUGGCUAGCAUUGACCCCUAAGCAGGUUGUUCAAGAUACGGUAUUUUUUCCUCCUUCCCUGUAUGGAAAAAUGCUGACAGCUUUUCAAGCUUGGCCUCCCUGACGAAACACUUGAUAAUUUACCUAAAAAGAAAACUUUUAUCAAGUAG